Molecule: messenger RNA, 1240 nt
Organism: Zootermopsis nevadensis
Lineage: Eukaryota; Metazoa; Arthropoda; Insecta; Blattodea; Termopsidae
Gene: scu
Product: hydroxysteroid 17-beta dehydrogenase 10
Biological process (GO): androgen metabolic process; estrogen metabolic process; fatty acid metabolic process
Cellular component (GO): mitochondrion
Molecular function (GO): estradiol 17-beta-dehydrogenase [NAD(P)+] activity
Source: RefSeq, a predicted model, not a curated record
GGCAGGAAUAAGGAACGAAACUGAAGUGGCAUUAUUCAAAUAUGGUGUAAAUUGCAUGUGCCAAUGAGAUUAUCGGUGUGUCAUGUUAAAAUUUAGUCGAUGAUUUCUUGUGAGGUCAAAGGUUAAAGUACAAUAUAAAGUUGAAGACAUAAGUGAGCUCGAGUUCUCUUAUUGAACGUACAAUGUUCAAGAAUGUUGUAGGGCUAGUAACAGGAGGUGCCUCAGGACUUGGCCGAGCAACAGUCGAACGACUGGUGAAAGAAGGAGGACGAGUUGUGUUAUGUGACCUUCAGUCUUCUUCUGGACAUGAAGUUGAAAAAGAGCUUGGAAAGAACGUUAUUUUUGUACCAACUGAUGUGGCAUCUGAAAAUGAUGUUGUAAAUGCCCUCCAAGUUGCUAAGAAAGAAUUUGGGCAACUUAAUGUGGCUGUCAACUGUGCUGGAAUUGGAAUUGCUUUCAAGACAUACAACUUCAAUAAGAAAACUCCACAUGUGUUACAAGAUUUCACAAAAGUGCUCAUGGUGAAUACUGUUGGAACAUUCAAUGUAAUACGUUUGACCGCCGGUUUGAUGGGUGAAAACGAACCAAAUCAAGAUGGUGAACGAGGUGUUAUCAUUAAUACUGCAAGUGUGGCAGCCUUUGAUGGUCAAAUGGGGCAGGCAGCAUACUCUGCUAGCAAGGGAGCUAUUGUUAGUAUGACUCUUCCCAUUGCUCGUGACUUGGCUGAUCAAGGAAUCCGAGUUUGCACCAUAGCACCAGGCCUGUUUGAUACACCACUGCUUUCUUCAUUACCAGAUAAAGUUCGCCAUUUUUUGGAAAAAUCUAUCCCUUUUCCAAAAAGAUUGGGUAAACCUGAUGAGUUUGCUCUCUUGGUUCAGAGCAUCAUUCAAAAUCCGUUACUAAAUGGAGAGGUUAUAAGACUGGAUGGCGCCUUACGCAUGCAGCCAUAAGAGUGAAAAAUGAGAAUGUGGAAUUUUUAAUUAGUAUAGCUGGAUUCCUGGGUGUCUGUCAUGCGGUUUUCCAAGAACUCUUAUUUUGAAAAUGACCUGUUUCUGAAACACAUCCUUUUUUAAAUACUAGAUGCUGGAUGAAGUUCUGAAAUUCAGCAUUACUAAUUGUAAUAUACCACUUUCAGAGCCUUUUUGAAUUGUUUUGUGAAAUUUCUAAUUUUUAAUGCUGCAGUACAUUUGUUAGCAAUCAAGAAAUUUGAAUAAAUGUUAAUUAAUUGUAUGUAGUUGAA